CUUAUGUAAGAUAUAUGGCCUGAGGCAGCACAUCUAUAGUUAGUACUCCAGAGUAGCAAGGCAAUGCCAAGACCAUUCACCUGACCCUCCCCCCCCAAACCGGCCUAGCGUCUGGCCGCUGCCUUGUCGAUCUCCGUUAUGGAACUUCCAUGCUUUCUGGACCGCGGAAGAUCAAGCUUCCAACUGCACCUGCCUGGUCUCUUGAUCUGAUGGCAGUCCCGGCACUCCGUCAAUAUGAAUACUCGCCAGGUUAUCGAUGAGUCGGUCGGGCCUUUCUCCCUCUCGGCCACCUUCAAUAAUGAAAAUAGUUGCUUCUCGGUUGGCUUAGAUACUGGGUUCUGCGUCUUUAAUGCCGACCCAUGCGAACUCAAGGUAUCAAGGGAUUUCAACGCUGGCAUCGGCGUCGCGGUGAUGCUGGGUCAGUCAAACUACCUCGCUAUCGUCGGUGGAGGCAGGCAGCCUAAGUUCCCGCAAAAUAAGUUGGUUAUCUGGGAUGAUGCGAAACAGAAAGCCGUCAUCACGCUAGAAUUCCGCACUUCCGUCCUCGGUGUCCGCCUGUCGAAGUCGCGCAUUGUCGUCGCUCUGCUGAACAGCAUCCAUAUAUUCGCCUUUUCGAACCCACCCAAGAAACUUUCGGUUUUCGAGACGACGGAUAACCCGAUGGGACUGGCCUGCUUGGGACAGAAGCUGCUGGCCUUCCCAGGCCGCUCCCCCGGGCAGGUGCAAAUCGUGGAACUGGAAACGGGGAACGUGAGCAUCAUUCCAGCGCACAGUUCGCCUCUUCGCGCGAUGGCCUUGAGUCCCGAUGGGGAGGUAUUGGCCACGGCGAGCGAAAUGGGGACUCUGGUCAGGGUGUUCUCGACCAGUAAUUGUACGAAGAUGGCUGAACUUCGACGUGGAGUUGACCAGGCGGUCAUCUUCUCGCUCGCCAUCUCGCCGUCGAAUAAUAUGUUGGCUGUUACAUCCGACAAGUCCACUUUACAUGUUUUCGACCUUCCUCACCCACGGAACCCUCCCCAGACCACUUCCUCACCCCCUGAAGAAGGAACCAGUCUGAAAUGGGGCAUUCUGGGGAAAAUUCCUUUGCUGCCGCGCGUAUUCUCUGAUGUCUAUUCAUUCGCAAGUGCUCCCUUUGAGAUUGGCGACGAAGGAGCCCCGGGCUCGCUAUAUAUCCCACCUCUCGGAACAUCGUUCGGUCGACCCUUGAAAGGUGUCAUAGGCUGGGCCGAUGACCGCACGGUCCUAGUGCUUGGCUCGGGCCGCGACGGGCGUUGGGAGAAAUUCGCUCUCCGUGAAGCAGAUGAUGGGAAACGCAUUUGUGUAAGAGAAGGUUGGAAAAGAUACUUAGGGGGAAGCUAAAGAGGGAAGAGAGAACUCGGCCACGACUUCUGAGGAUAUGAUUUAUGAACUUUUAGAGUGCUAUCUUAGGCGCUUUCUCUAUUUUUGAUUAGCGAUGGUGGUUCCUGACACGGGAUGCUUGAACCCAUCGAAGGUGAUUGGUGACAUCGCGGCGCGAGGUCUGGCAGAAUGCUGCGCUUUUCUUCUGUCAGACGCAGGAGUCAAGGCCCAGAAGCAUGUUCCUUGAUGGCUAAUGUUUCUCAAACGUUGGGUGGCCGUCGCGGGUCGUCCUUUCUUGACGGACUAGACUGUUGUUCUUAAACGACCGAUAGAUGCCAUGGUUAUACUUAGCAAUAAUUGAUAAUUUACCCAUUUUGACUCUUAUCAAUGUCAAUCAUGCUUAUCUCGCGUCCUCCGUGGCGGCGGUGACCGAGAUCCCACUGGCGUCCUGUCUCUGUAGGACCUUUCCUUGCGUGAUGGCGACCGGGUGCUAUGCGACCGCUCCUCUCUUGACGGCGACCUAUAGUCCCGCCGGCUCUUCUCUCGAGAACGCGAGCGACCCUCGUCAUGUCGGCGGCGAUGGUGACGGUGGUGACGGUGAUGGCGACGCGAUCUAUCGCGGCUGGAGUCUCGUUUCCGCGACGAUUUACUUUCCCUCUCCAGCGCUCGCGCAACCUCUUCCUUCUUUUCUUCGAUCAAGAAUUCUUUCAUGGGAUCCUCCUCGUCGUGGGUUCUGAUCAAUUCCUCCAAUUCCUUCUCCUCCUUGAGCAAUGGUCGUCGUCGAGGCUCGUCGUCUUCCUCACUGCCUCUUCUCCUCCGGCGUCUUCGUCGCUCAUCGUCCGUAUCAUCCCCACGGUCGUUCUUCGUCCCCACAUCCCCCAUUAGCCUAGCGACAUUGUCUCCUUCCUCCUCGUCAUCUCGCCGCUUGUAUCUGGUGUGGUCCACACGCAGCAUCCGACCCAUCACCGUCGCACCGCCUAGAUUGUCCACGGCCAGGUCUGUACUGCGCUGAUCUUCGUAUUUCAGCCACGCAAAUCCUCGACUCUUGCCGGUUUCCUUGUCGCGCGCUAGGUUUACAUGGACGGGUUCGCCGUAUUGCGAAAAGAUGGUCACGAUGUCGCCCUCGGACAGAUCGAAGGGGAGACCACCGAUGUAGAUGUACGCCGUAUCUCGGUAAUCGGCAUGCCAUGAUGCUUCUGGAGGUCUAGAAUCCGUCGGUUCAAUAGUCAGUAAAAGGCUAUUCUUUCUUUGCUGUCGCAGAGCUGUACCUUGUCACAGCGACAAGAGGGACGGAGAGAGGGAGAGAAACCACUUACAUGGCAUUUUCAAGCUCGCGCUU
Messenger RNA from Aspergillus melleus, 2677 nucleotides. RefSeq names its product phosphatidylinositol-3,5-bisphosphate binding protein HSV2 (gene HSV2). Gene Ontology annotation, molecular function: phosphatidylinositol-3-phosphate binding; protein binding; phosphatidylinositol-3,5-bisphosphate binding. Gene Ontology annotation, biological process: protein lipidation; autophagy of mitochondrion; protein localization to phagophore assembly site. The transcript has 5 exons. NCBI's taxonomy places the organism in Eukaryota, Fungi, Ascomycota, Eurotiomycetes, Eurotiales, Aspergillaceae. The coding region runs from base 235 to 1359 and encodes 374 amino acids. Gene Ontology annotation, cellular component: phagophore assembly site membrane; extrinsic component of membrane; cytosol. The record is from RefSeq and is a predicted model, not a curated record.